AUGGCUCGUCGACCCCCCAAGGCCCAAAUCGUGAGGGAGUACUACAACGGCAAGGUCGUCAUUCAGGUCAGGGAUGAUGGUACGGUCACGGAGAAGAACUACAACCAUGUGAGUCGGGAUGAUGAUUAACAACGUGGACUAAACAGGCCGGUCGGGCCUUAUGGGACUGGUUAUAGUGAGACGCCGGGGAGUCGGCGUGUUCGGCCAGAGAGGGUUCACAUGCUACCCCUGCCUCGGGCUUCACAACAAUUCUGACUUACUUUCCUCAUCGUACAUGGGAAACUAACUCAUCCCUCCCUACGGUGUUGCUUCCUUCAUUACAGGUCAUCCAAGGCCUGAACGGUCUUUACAAGAACCCCAAAUUCCCCGAGAUGAAAGAUGUGAGUACCGAGCCCCUUGCUUGCUUUCAUCGUUCUAAAUGGAAGGAAUUUUAAUCUUCUUUCGUUGUCCCUCCCCGGUCCUACAGGACGCUCAAGAUCGGAUGUACCGCCUCGCGAUGGACUAUUAUCGAUAUCACUAG
This is a messenger RNA of Microbotryum saponariae, 520 nucleotides long. The record is from the annotation of a GenBank genome assembly. Lineage: Eukaryota; Fungi; Basidiomycota; Microbotryomycetes; Microbotryales; Microbotryaceae.